Molecule: messenger RNA, 877 nt
Organism: Anopheles maculipalpis
Lineage: Eukaryota; Metazoa; Arthropoda; Insecta; Diptera; Culicidae
Product: trypsin-like
Exons: 2
Coding region: 20-877 (285 amino acids)
Biological process (GO): proteolysis
Molecular function (GO): serine-type endopeptidase activity
Source: RefSeq, a predicted model, not a curated record
GUUCGCAGCACAUCGCACCAUGAAGAGUAUCGUAUUCACCGUGUUGGCUCUCGCCCUUACCUGUGCCACCGCUAGUGCGCAUCGGUAUGCGCUCGCCGAGGAAGAGGAAGGUUACGAUCCAUUUCUGCCCUUCAUCGCCGGCGGCACCAACGCUGUCAACGGACAGUUUCCUUCGAUCGUAGCCGUUGGUUUACCGGCACCGCCGAACAACGCAUUCUGCGGUGGAGUGAUCCUCAACGAGAACCAUGUCCUAACGGCGGCCCGCUGCGUUCUAACGCCCCAGAACACACUGAUCUUCGCAAACCAGCUCAACAUUCUGUCCGGCAUGCUGCAGCUUAACUUCGCUGCACCUCGUAUCGGCAUCACCGCGGUCUACGUCCAUCCGCAGUACAACCCGUUCACGUUCGAGCACAACAUUGCGGUGCUGCGGACGAGCUCGAACUUCUUCAUCCCGAUAGUGCCGGUGCCGAACUUGGACUUUGCGCAGUUCUACGAAGAAAUUGCCUUCGACGGGCAGGCUUGUCAGGUGGCGGGAUGGAACAAUGCGACCGCAACGCCGGUGCAGCAAUUUAUUAACGCACCGAUCCUGAACCGAGACACGUGCAACGGGUUGGCGAUACAUCUUGGAAACAUUCGCGAGUCGAUGAUUUGUGCUGGUGCGACGAAUGCUGGACCGGGUGUUUGUGCCAGCAAUCUCGGUACGGGGCUGUUCUGCGAGGGCCGCCUAGCUGGCAUCCUGUCGACGGGGCUGGGCUGUGGUCAGGCUAACAAUCCGGGUGUGUAUACGCAGAUCCGCUUCUAUCUGCCCUGGAUACGGGAGCAGUUUUCGCGGCAAGACAUACCGCUCGGCGGAUCUUCGCCCAUUCCGGUAAUGUAA